UUGUUGGUGUAGUAGCCCUGGUCGUUUGACUAAAACAAAACAAAACAAAGCAUGCGGCCUUUAGAAUCCUGACAAACAUGACGACCACUUUAGAAGCCCAGCUUUCGGACAAAUUGCAAAUGGUGGACGAGAUCAAGGACAAUGACCAGGAGCCGGGAAAGCAGGAAGAAACGGGUAUUUCCGACAAAGGUGCGCCUGGUAUUUCCGAUGUAAAGACGACGUCACCGUCUUCCAGUGAUAGUGCAACGAAAAGCAUUGCUCCGGAGCCAGAGUUUUACGAUAAGGCCCAAAAAUACUGGUCAGAGGUUCCGGCCACCGUGAAUGGUAUGCUCGGCGGACUUGGCUACAUUAGCGCCAUCGACAUACAGGGAUCUACAGUGUUCCUGCGCGAAAUCCGUGUGCCAGGCAACAGGUUGGCCUUGGAUUGUGGCGCUGGAAUAGGACGAGUGACUCGGAAUCUCCUGAUCCCGCGCUUCAACUGUGUGGACCUUGUCGAACAGGAUUCUGCAUUUGCAGAAAAGGCGAGGGAGUAUUGCAUCACGGAAGAUGUGAGUCCUGGCAAGGUGGGCCAGAUCUACAACGUGGGACUGCAGAAGUUCACACCCUCGCAACAGUAUGACCUUAUCUGGAGUCAGUGGGUGCUGGGCCACCUCACGGACCGUGACCUGGUCGCCUUCUUUAGGCGGAUCAAACAGGGACUGGCGCCCGGCGCCUUUUUCUGCCUGAAGGAGAAUGUGAGCAGCUCUAAGAAGACGGUGGAGGACAAGGAAGAUUCUUCAGUCACUAGACCACUUGAUAGCUACGAGCGUUUCUUAAAGGAAGCCGGGUUCCGCAUCGUGCGCAAGGUAAAGCAACAAAAUUUCCCCAAGGGACUCUUUCCAGUCUACAUGAUCGCCUGCAAGCCGGUCUCCAAGGAAUAGGGUUAGCAUAUAGUUAGUUUUACCAUUGACGUACAAGCGAUUGUAUUAAUGUUAUCCGAAAUUCAAUGUCACAUUACUAGCUAGUCAUUUCAAAUUGUAUCGUUUUAAACAGCAAAUAAACAAGCUUGCAAAAGCUUAACACGUUCCUUAAA
Messenger RNA from Drosophila eugracilis, 1072 nucleotides. Its product is annotated as alpha N-terminal protein methyltransferase 1. Gene Ontology annotation, biological process: N-terminal protein amino acid methylation. Bases 78 to 920 code for a protein of 280 amino acids. The transcript has a single exon. The record is from RefSeq and is a predicted model, not a curated record. Gene Ontology annotation, cellular component: cytoplasm. NCBI's taxonomy places the organism in Eukaryota, Metazoa, Arthropoda, Insecta, Diptera, Drosophilidae. Gene Ontology annotation, molecular function: N-terminal protein N-methyltransferase activity.